AUGUUCGCUAUUGCCGGUCAAUUAUUGUUGGUUUAUUCUGAAACAACUCCACACAAACAAUAUCAUCUAUUAAAUGAAAAUGAAAAUAAAAAUUACAAUAAUAAACUAAUCGUUGAAAAACCUAUACAGACAUCAUCCAUUACCGAUCACCUUCCUGGUUACCAUAUUUUGAAUGAUGAUGACGAACAACAACAAUAUAAUAGUGAUGAAGACGAUGAUGAGCAAGAAAGAAAUAAGCGCUAUCGUUUAGAUAAACGAAAUCUUCGAGAAAAAAGAUAUCGUUUAGAUAAAAAAAGUUUUGAUGAUGAUUUACAGGAUUUAGAUAAACGAUACAGAUUAGAUAAACGUUAUCGUUUGGAUAAAAGGUAUCGUUUAGAUAAAAGGUAUCGUUUAGAUUAA
Didymodactylos carnosus is the source of this 399-nucleotide messenger RNA. The record is from the annotation of a GenBank genome assembly. NCBI's taxonomy places the organism in Eukaryota, Metazoa, Rotifera, Eurotatoria, Philodinida, Philodinidae.